This is a messenger RNA of Lottia gigantea (owl limpet), 2376 nucleotides long. RefSeq lists its product as hypothetical. The transcript is spliced from 14 exons. The record is from RefSeq and is a predicted model, not a curated record. Gene Ontology annotation, molecular function: protein binding. NCBI's taxonomy places the organism in Eukaryota, Metazoa, Mollusca, Gastropoda, Lottiidae. The coding region runs from base 1 to 2376 and encodes 791 amino acids.
AUGAAGUUAUAUAGAUGUGCAGGAGAUAUUGUAUUUGAUGAUACCCAGCCAUACCCAGGCCAGACAAGCAGUGUUAUACUGAAAAAUCUUUCAGAAACUUGUAAUUUCUUACAAUACCUAAAACCCCUCAGUCCAAGACAUCCUCAUUUUUGUGCUCAAAUUAGAUCUCUAGCAUCUAAUAGUAAGAUAACUCUGGGUAUUGCUGGUCCUGAUAUAUCAGAAGGUUCUCAUCCUGGCAAUUGGAAUAAUACAGUUGGUUACCAUAGUGAUAGUGGUAGAUGUUAUACAUCACAUAGUGAAAUAGCUAAUACCACAGGAGAAAAAUUUGGAAUAGGUGAUAUUUUUGGUGUACAGAUAACAUAUUUUGGACUAACUAAAUGCACAGUUGUAUUUUCAAAAAAUGGACGUCCUGUUGCCACCAGGUAUUUAUUUGAAAGUAAUCAAAAAACUUUAUUACCUACCAUAUCAUUAGAGAAUGGUCCAAUUGAUCUGGGUAUAACAUGGCCAGAUGCUGUUGUAGAUGGACCAGUCUUUCAAAUGUCAAACAUGGAGCACUGGAUUCCAUCAUCAGAUGUUAGAUAUGAUUCUAUUGAAAACUCAUUCAAAAUGGAGCAGUAUGAUACAGAGGUCACAAUACAGAGUCCUCUUCCAUUAUCAUUAGAUAUUUGUCAUUUUGAAGUAGUUAUUAAAGAAGUGUCUGAUGAAGGAACAGUACCUUCCAUAGCAUUAUCUAGUUGUAGUCCAAUCAAACCAGCUCCUACUAGUAGUUUACUUCGUGAUUUCUUACGUUGGAAUUCUUCAGGUGUUUUACAGAAGAAUGACAGGUUAGGAUGGGGUAUAAAUUAUUUACCUAUGGAGAAAGAGAAAAAAGAUUUUGAUCCAUUAGCUGAACAACUGGUACUAUGUUAUAUAACUGUUAAUACUACUGUAGCUCAUAAACAAAUCUUUCUACAACCUGAAGGUGGAUUUUAUCCGUUAGUGAUUUUAAAAGAUACAGAUGUUCCCUUGAGUAUGUUUAGAAUGUCACAAGAUAUGGAUCUUACAAUCAGUAAACAAAUGUGCAGAUUACGUCUUCCACAAGAUUCAAUGGGUAUCCAUGCUGUACAAUUCUUGAAGCCUCUUACAGAAAUACAGAAUAGUUUCUUCAUAGAAGUUCAGUCUUUAAAUGAAGAUUCAUUUGUUGGUAUAGGUGUUGCUGGUUUAGAUUUUCCUGAUAAAAAACAACCUGGUAAAGUGAAGAAGUCUGUAGGUUGGUUAUCAAGAGACGGCAAAUUAUAUUUCAAUGGAAGAAGUGAAAGUUAUAUUAGUGGAGAAAGAUAUAUGGCUGGUGACACCGUUCAAGUUAGAUUAGAAUAUUUUGGAGAAACAUCAGUCAUAUCAUUUAGUAAAAAUAAUCAUAUGAUUGGUUGUCGUUAUUUAAAUCAACCUGACCAUUCUCAGUUAUUACCAACUAUAACAUUAUGUGGUAAUGGUUAUCAAGUUGUUAUUGAUGUUUGUUGGCAAAAUCAAAAUACAGCUACACCUAAAGCUCCUAUUGAUAAUGUUGAAAGUUGGUGUCUUCCACCUGGCUCCCAUGUUGAUAAUAAAAGUGACAAAAUUUUUGUUAAGGAUCAUUCUUCACCUGUAGCCAUUCAAGCUCCAAUAGGCUUAAAUAAAGAUUUUAACCAUUUUGAAGUGAUUAUACCACAUACACCUCAACCAUCUAAAUCUUCACCAAUAAUUGGAUUAACAACACCCAGUCCAUUUGAUCCACCAUCAAUAUCCAAUUUUAAGCAAGAUUUAAUACGUUACUCUGGAGCUACUAAUGAUGGUGCAAGUAUUAAACAUGGGGAUAGAAUAGGAUGGGGUAUACUUUAUCUUGAUAAAUCAGUAAAAUCAUUUGAUGAACAGCUUGUUAUAGUGUAUUUAACUAUAAAUAGAGAUGUUCAACUAGCUCGAGUUAUUUAUCAACCAGCAGGUGGUUUUUAUCCUUUAAUACUUUUACCGCCAUCAGUGAAUUGUAUACAAUUAGAUUUUUGUGCCACCAUAAUAAAAGACCAUCCAUUCACUGAUGAUAUGUUGGAACUGUUAAUUAGUGAAGCUUUAGAUUUGUUAGAAAAAGAAGAUGUAUUAAUUGCACGUGGUGAAGACAUUGAACCAAUGAAUUUGUUUAGAUCAUUACACGAUUUAGAAACUGAAAGAAAAUCACCUCAACAUUUCAGAAAACGUGAAACUAAAGGUAUAGAGGACCAUAAUAGUGCUAAACUCAAAUCUCAGGAACGCAAAUCUUUGUCAAAAAAAGUGACUGGUGAAAGACAGCCCAAGAAGGGAAAACAUAAACGAGAUACAUUUGUUAAAGGGGAUGAAUUACAUUCUAAAAGUUGUACUAUUCUAUGA